AUGCAUUUCUUUAUCUUCUUAUUCACGUUCGCAGGAACCGUCAUCGCCAAAACACCCGGUCCUUUAUACCAAUGGCCACUAGGAGACAGAGCUGCCUUGGUAGAAGUUCUUUCGCGAGGGCCAAGUAUGUUCAACAAUGGAAAUCAGUGUUUCGAAUUUGGGAAGAAUAGUGAUACCAUUCCAUAUCAAGCAAUCAUGAUAGGAGGUACCACCGUUCCUCAUUUAUCGGUUGUUCUGGAUGAAACAGAAUCGUUCCGAAAUCUUGCAAUUUCAAUGUACGUUAAACCUAUUGGCAAACCCACUGGCACUCUUCUUCAGUAUAAAUCAGAUUCCGCCGAGACAAUUAGAAUAAUGUUUGACCCAUACGACGGUUUGGCAAUGAUUUCCUUUCGAGAUAAGUAUGAUAUCACAGCAGGAAUUGUAAUGACUGAGCACAUUGCCACGGCGGACAUUUGGACGCACUUUGUUAUUCAGCGUACGUACAAAACCGGACGGAUAACGGUCUACGCGGACGGCAAGAAGGUAGUAGACGAGGACGAUAAAUUCCAGGAUGAAAUUACACUUCCGGCGUCCGGAGUACUGCGAAUCGGAAACACCGAUCCGCCAGAUGCCGAUGGAAAUCAACAAUUUAAGGGGUUUGUCUCCUGCCUUCAGAUAUUUACAGAUAACGUAAAAGAAGAUGAUGUCAAAGCUAUUCAGAAAUUCUGUCUGCCGGAUAAAUGGAGUCCUGGCUCGCAAGAAUACUUUGGUCCAGAAGAUAAAGAAACGGGCACAAGAUGUGAGAUGGACCCCCCGGAUUCCACUUCAAAUAUGCCUCUGGUAAACCAAUUACUGACGAUGACCCACCUCUUAAACGAGAGAAAGUGGACAGAUAUUCGAACACGUUUUAACUGGGAAAACAGCCAGACAUACAAUGCUUAUUUCCGUAAGUCCGCUCAGAAUAUGGCACCAGUUCCCGAAACCGUUACUAUUGGCGACGUCAAAACUGUCAAUCUAAAAACAUGUGCACGUCUAUGUUUACGUGUCAAUGGGUGUACGUCAUUUGCAUUCACGUCAUCCGGGAAUGGUGUGAGACGGUGUAUACUAUUUGACGUAGUUCCCCUGAAGCUGGAGGCGAAACAUGGUGUCAAUUGUUACACCUUAAAUUCAAGACAACGUUCAUAA
Messenger RNA from Ostrea edulis (European flat oyster), 1164 nucleotides. RefSeq lists its product as uncharacterized. The transcript has 3 exons. Bases 1 to 1164 code for a protein of 387 amino acids. The record is from RefSeq and is a predicted model, not a curated record. NCBI's taxonomy places the organism in Eukaryota, Metazoa, Mollusca, Bivalvia, Ostreida, Ostreidae.